This is a messenger RNA of Culicoides brevitarsis, 4966 nucleotides long. It is a transcript of the gene clu, whose product is annotated as clustered mitochondria protein homolog. Gene Ontology annotation, cellular component: cytoplasm. Gene Ontology annotation, molecular function: protein binding; mRNA binding. The transcript is spliced from 7 exons. Bases 101 to 4186 code for a protein of 1361 amino acids. The record is from RefSeq and is a predicted model, not a curated record. Lineage: Eukaryota; Metazoa; Arthropoda; Insecta; Diptera; Ceratopogonidae. Gene Ontology annotation, biological process: intracellular distribution of mitochondria.
UUCGAAUAGUCCUGAUAUCGUUCGGUGCGACUUUUCAAAUUGACUUUUCAUUAAUUUAUCUGUGAAAUUAAUUACAUUUUUGUACCGCAACCGCGUCUAAAUGGCAUUGGGAACUGACAAAACGAGUGCAAAGCCAAAAACAACGGAGAACCAAGUGAAAAAUGACGUAAAAACGCAAGCGACAGCGGCAAAUGCUGCCGCAACACAACUCGAAACAAAUAGUGACAACAAAUGUGCGAAGAAAAAAGUGAACAACGGCAACAACAAGAAACCCAAACCAAAGUCUGAGCAACUAACAAACGGACACGUUCAAAAUGGUCACGCCACAAAGGAAGGCAGUUCGGAUUCGGAGACAGCGGAAAAUGCCACGGAAAACGUCGAAAAAACCGAAACAGACGAAGUCUUGGAAAUCCUCCAAGAUGUCGGUUUCAACGUGCAAAUUUUGAGUCCUGGCGUCGAACCGCUCACAAUUCAGGUUUCCAGCAUGGAGCUCGUGCAAGAAAUCCAUCAACUGCUCAUGGAUCGCGAAGAUACGUGUCAUCGCACGUGUUUCUCGUUGCAGCUAAACGGAGUAACGCUCGACAAUUUCGCCGAACUGAAAAAUAUCGAAGGAUUGAAGGAAGGUUCCGUCAUUAAAGUCGUCGAAGAGCCUUACACGAUGCGCGAAGCUCGAAUUCACGUGCGUCACGUUCGCGAUUUGCUAAAAUCUUUGGAUCCCGCCGACGCUUUCAACGGAGUCGAUUGCAGUAGCUUAAGUUUCUUGCACACAAUCACGCAAGGCGACAUUUUGGAGAAGAAAAAAAGUCGCCCGGAUAGCGUGGAUUGCACGCCGCCCGAAUUUAUCAUGCCGGGAGCGAAGGAACGUCCUUUGCAACCGCUUCAGCCAAAUUUGAAGAACCAAAAAGGACCGCAAGCGUUAAAAGUGUUGACGACAUCUGCGUGGAAUCCUCCCCCAGGACCCCGAAAACUCCAUGGCGACUUGAUGUAUUUGUAUGUCGUGACGGCGGAAGAUAAGCGUUAUCACAUUUCGGCGUGCCCACGUGGUUUUUACAUCAAUCAGUCGUCGGAUGAGGUUUUCAACCCGAAACCCGAUAGUCCGAGUCAUUUGUGCCAUUCACUGAUCGACCUUUUGUCGCAAGUCUCGCCAACUUUCCGUCGUGUCUUCUCGCAAAUGCAGAAAAAACGCACGCAACGUCACCCCUUUGAGCGGGUUGCGACUCCGUAUCAAAUUUAUACGUGGACUGCGCCGCAACUCGAACAUACUUUGGAUGCGAUUCGGGCGGAAGAUACGUUUUCGUCGAAAUUAGGAUAUGAGGAACAUAUUCCGGGACAAACAAGGGAUUGGAAUGAGGAGUUGCAAACAACGAGAGAGCUUCCGAGGAAAACUUUGCCUGAACGUCUUUUGAGGGAACGUGCAAUUUUUAAGGUUCACAGCGAUUUCGUCACUGCCGCAACUCGCGGCGCAAUGGCUGUCGUCGAUGGCAACGUAAUGGCCAUCAAUCCCGGCGAAGAUGCCAAAAUGCAAAUGUUCAUCUGGAACAACAUCUUUUUCUCCCUCGGCUUCGACGUUCGCGAUCACUACAAAGAUCUCGGAGGCGACGCAGCUGCUUUUGUCGCUCCUCGCAACGAUUUGCACGGCGUUCGCGUUUACAGCGCAAUCGACAUCGAAGGUUUAUACACCCUUGGGACUGUCGUGAUCGAUUAUCGCGGAUAUCGUGUCACAGCUCAGAGCAUUAUUCCGGGAAUUCUCGAACGCGAACAGGAACAAUCUGUCGUUUAUGGCUCGAUCGACUUUGGAAAAACGGUUUUAAGUCAUCCGAAGUAUUUGGAGUUGUUGAAUAAAGCUGGCGGUCAUUUGAGAAUUUUACCGCAUUCGGUUUUGAAUGACAAAGGAGAAAAUAUUGAACUUUGUUCGUCCGUGGAAUGCAAAGGAAUCAUCGGAAAUGACGGGCGUUACUACAUUUUGGAUUUAUUGCGGACUUUCCCGCCAGAUGUGAACUUUUUAGAGCUCGAGGGCGAAGAAAGAAGUGAAAUUAGCAAAGCAAAAGGCUUCCCAAUUGUCCAUAAACACAAAUUGAGUUGCUUGCGACAAGAAUUGCUCGAAGCUUUCAUCGAAGAUCGGUACAUGAUGUUCUUGCGGCAUGCAGCGUUCGGCUUGCAACGUUACAACGAGACGAAAAAAAGUCAAGAUGGCGACGCGAAAAAGCUCGAAGCCAUCGAGGAGGGCAAAGAAAAGGAAAGUAACAACAAUUUGGACGUCGAAAAGCAGGAAAAAGACGAAAAACCUUCGAGUGACAUCGAAAAAAAAAUUAUCGAUGCCAUGUCGAGCAAUUCUCAACACGCUGCUGACUCGAAAGAUAUCAUCAAGAAGGCAUGUCAUGUCGCCGGAUCAUUAAAAGAAGCCGAAUUUGACAUAAAAUUCAAUCCGGAUGUCUUUUCGCCCGGCAUUCGUCACGUCGAAAACGACGGGGAACCCAAUUCUCUCGCUCGCCAAAAGCAACUCGUCAAAGAUGCUGCCGAUUUCUUGCUUACCCAUCAAAUUCCGAUGCUCGUACAAGAACUUUCGGAUCAUUCGUCGGCUCCGAUGGAAGGCGCGACACUCGUCGAUGCGAUGCACACACGCGGAAUCAACGUUCGUUACUUGGGCGUCGUCGCCAAAGCCCUCGAGGAACGCAAAGAGCUCCGUUACUUGCACACAAUUGCCGUUAGCGAGCUAAUUUCUCGCGCUGCCAAACACAUUUUUGCCAUUUACAUGCAAAAUAACGACAUGAUGACGAUGGCGACGGCAAUCAGUCAUUUUUUGAACUGUUUCAUCACAUCGGGGCCUCUUGCGCCUCCCCCGCCAGGCAUUGAAGAGCUCCUCAAAACGAACAAACGUCGUUCCAACAAGAAAUCCAACGGCAAAAAUGGCAAAAAUUCCGAAACGCCCAAGGAUAGCAACAAAUCCGAGCAAAAUUGGACCUCGAUGACGCACAAAUCGCUGUGGCAACAAAUCAAAAAGGAAGCAAAAUCUUAUUGGAACUUUGAACUCUGUUGCGAUUCGAUCGAUUCGGCAGUCGAAAAGUACAGAAUCCAACGUGUCAGUUUACUGCGGUCGUUUGCACUCAAAAAUGGGGUGCAAAUUCAGUUGCGCGAAUAUAAUUUCGAGUCGAAGAAUAAACCCACCUUCAAUGAGGACGACAUUAUCAACGUUUUUCCCGUCGUGAAACACAUUAAUCCACGUGCCUCGGAUGCUUUCAACUUUUAUACCACGGGACAGAAUAAAAUUCAGCAGGGAUUCUUCAAAGAUGGCUACGAGUUAAUUAGCGAAGCACUGAAUUUGUUGAAUAAUGUCUAUGGAGCGAUGCAUCCGGAGAAUUCGCAAUGCUUGCGGAUGUUGGCGAGACUCAGUUAUAUCAUGGGCGAUGCGCAGGAAGCACUUGCCAUUCAGCAACGGGCGGUUUUGAUGAGUGAACGAGUGAAUGGUAUCGAUCAUCAGUAUACGAUUACGGAAUAUGCCCAUCUCGCUUUAUACUGCUUCGCCAAUGGACAAAUUACAACUGCCUUAAAACUUUUGUAUCGUGCACGGUAUUUGGCAACUAUCGUUUGUGGCGAGAAUCAUCCCGAAAUCGCUUUGAUGGAUAGCAACAUAGCUUUAAUUCUACACGCUGUCAGUGAAUACGAACUCGCUCUGCGUUUCUUGGAGCAUGCAUUAGAGUUAAAUAUCGAGUUUUAUGGCAAGAAAUCCAUGAAAGUCGGCUUGAGUUAUCAUUUAGUUGCGAGAACGCAAAGUUGCAUGGGCGAUUUCCGUUCCGCGUUGAAUAAUGAGAAGGAAACUUAUGGUAUUUAUAAGCAAUUGUUUGGGGAGAAACACGAAAAAACUCUCGAGUCGUCGGAGUGUUUGAGACACUUGACACAACAAGCCGUCGUUAUGCAGAAAAAGAUGAAUGACAUUUACUCAAACAACAAAUUGACACUUCCGCCAAUUCACAUUCAGCCGCCAUCGAUGGGUUCGGUGCUCGAUAUGCUGAACCAAAUUAAUGGAAUUAUUUUCGUACAAAUCAGUCCAAAGGAUAUUGUCAACUUAAAGAACGAAAUUGAACGUCGCGCAAAGGAAGGCGAAGGAAAUGCCGAAGACGAGUCCGCCACGAACACAUCAUCAAGUAAUACACAGGCUGUUGAUCAACAGGCUACCUCUUCUAGUUGAAACACCAAAAAUAUAAGAGAUGCUUAGCGCUUGCUCGCAAGUCAUUCACUUCGACUUGGAUCGCAAUUUAAAUCGUUCUUCCGAUCCCAUUGAAUGACAAGUCACGCAUCUUGCAAUAAAAAAAUAUAUUAUUACUGAAAUAUUAAUUUAGCGUUAAUAUUAAAAAAAAUACUUUUUAUCAAUUAUCGGUUGACAUAAUUUUUGAACAACUUAGGAGCUUUUCAUUUGAAAAAAUUAAUAAAUUCAGAGCUAGAACAAAAAAUAUCAAAAAAAUUAGAAAUGCAAUAAAAGGGUGCUUUAGAAAAAAAUAUCGCGAAAAUUAUCGGUCAAUUAAAAAAUCGAAAGAAACUCAAAAAUUGUCCCAUAUUGGGCACCAAAGGCAGCUUAAUUCAGAAAAAAAUAAAAAAAAUAUCAACCCUCAAGCAAGGAGUUUCUUCAAAAUAUGCAUAACAUGUUUUUACUAUAAAAAAAUUAUUAUUAUCAAAAAAAUUACAACAACAACUAUAUACAAUAAAAAUAAACUGUAGUGAUUAUAGGUAGAGAAUGAAAGAAAAAUAAAUCGUAGAGAGGAGAAUAAAAUAGUUACGCUCAAAUAAAAAUUAGUUUGUAGAUUUUUUUUGCCAUAUAAUUUUUUUUUCGUAGAUUUGUAAGUUACGAUAAAUAGGACACAUGAAUGAAUUGUUUCAACAUUUUUUAGUCGUUAAGAUUUUUUUUCUCUAAAAUGAUCACAAAUUUUUUAACGGGUCGAAAAAAAAAAUUACGGAAAAAAUUUAAAAAUGA